Molecule: messenger RNA, 2060 nt
Organism: Limulus polyphemus (Atlantic horseshoe crab)
Lineage: Eukaryota; Metazoa; Arthropoda; Merostomata; Xiphosura; Limulidae
Exons: 4
Coding region: 172-567 (131 amino acids)
Source: RefSeq, a predicted model, not a curated record
UGAUAUUGGGGAUGUGAAGGAUCGGCGUUUGGAUUUAUAUUUGACUCCCUAUAUUACCACCCUGGAGGCCUUAUGUCUUCCUCGUAUAUUGAACGAGUACAUCAACUAUGAUCGACGCAUUAUUGUCAGUUACAAACACAUUUUAGUAAUGAAAACACGAAGAAUCUAACGAUGACAGAUGAAGCAGCUAUGAAAACUAAAACUGACAAGGACUCACUGUUGCCAGAAGAAAGAGACUUUUCUGAUAUUGCAGCUUCAACGCCAGACAGUGAUCUACUUGUAUGCCAACCAGUAAAGAAGAAGAAAAAGAAAACAUUCGGAAAAUAUAACAAAGCCCUGAGUUUGCCGCAACUUAACGCUAUUGGUCAGCAGGAUGGCCGUAAAGGAAACCUGUUUAGUGAAUCCGUCGAGAGCGUGCUACUCAAGAAGAACUCUCGAGAGGAAGGAUGGUCAGUUCGACUGCCAACAUUAAAUUCUGAAACUUUAAUUAGUAAGAUUCCACCUCGUCCUUCCACUGACGAAACACUUGAACAUUUUCCCGCCAUCGCGACUCUACUGAAGCACUAACUGCAUAUGAAUUUGUCUCUUUUGAAAAUUAUAUGAUUAGAAGAAAGAAAACUGGUGACAUGUUCUACAUGUUACGCAGGUAUCCAGUCUAUCAAUUCAUUUUCAACACACCUAACAGAAGGUUUGUAAAUACCGUGUCUUCAGAUUCUGGUGAACGAUAUGGAGGAAAAUCUGGAUAACAGUGGCAUAAUAAAUAAAAAAAAAAAAAACAACGAAAUGUUAAGAUAUUGAAUCAAACAUUUUCUUUAAGUAUUGAAAAGGGUUAACUUUUAUCAGAAUUGUUUCCAUCUGAAUGAACUGGUAAUGGUUCAGCUCACAGCCUUCCUGGAAAUGAUAUUAUUAAAAAACAACUAAAACAACUUUUCCAAAUAAUUGUGAAGUGUAAUAUUUCUGCUAUACAUUUUUAGCCAUAAUUAUUAAUUGACAUAGCUUUUCUCUAAUUGAUUGUAAUAUCUCUAUUUUAACAGUUAUAUACAUGUAUUUCUUUGUGUAAGACUUUGAAGGGUUUGCUUAAUGAAUACCAAUUUGUGUCAGUAAUGAUCCCUAUAAAGAAAAACGAUUACAUAGAAAUAAGAUCUUGUUCACGGAUAUAUAUGGUUCUAGUGUAAAUGGGUGCUAUUAUAGAUUACUACCAAUAUUUGUUAAUUAAUUGGUAAUAAACAUGAUGUUGUGUAAGUAAUGUUAUAACAAUUAGCGUUUAUAAAUUUCUGUGGCAUUUAUGCCAGAAUGAACUUACUGCAACAUAACUUUUAAAAAAAACAUCCGCUCCUAAGUUGAUGUCUAAUAUGUUUGGCUGCGACUGAAUAAGUCUUUGUGUUCAAUUACUGGCAGAUAACAAAUUAACUGGUUCACUUACUUAGAAAUGAGAUACAAGAAAAAGAAGGAAAAAAUGGCGCAAAACUCGUUUCAAAAAUUGUGAUAGGAAAUGCAAACAAAGCCAUUUUAUCAUUGCUCUAAGUUUUUAAAUACAGAAACAAAGAUGACAAUUUAAUAAAAUGUUUUUGGUUAAUGAUACUUAUGAAUUUCUUCCCUAAUUUUUAUCUUUCUUUAUAAAAUCUUAGUAAUGCUGUAUCUACUUCUACGUGUGUUUUGAUGAGAUAAGUAAAUUAUAAGUUGUUAUCACGAAGAAUGCAAACUCAGAAAACUCUUUUAACACGUCUGUCAUUGCAAACGGAUAAAGAUUUUUGAAAGUUAAAAAAAAAACAAUUAAUCAAGCUAUUUAUUACAUAGUAAUAAAUGUUGAUUAUUCUUUGCUCCCGAUUUUUUAAUUUGUACUUGUUCCAAGUACCUAUUGUUGGACAUUUAGACCUAUCGUUAAUUUACAUAAAUUUCCAUUAUUUUUUUUAUAAUUUAGAAUAAUACAUAAAAAAAGAGAAACUGAACAAAACCACACUUCCAUCCGUGGUUAUUAUGUAAUAUACCAGUGUAUAGCCAGUCAAAAAUGACGGGGCAAAUACUACCACCCCACCCCAUAGUAUACCCUAACCUCACAU